Messenger RNA from Quercus lobata, 2010 nucleotides. Its product is annotated as cyclic nucleotide-gated ion channel 1-like. Lineage: Eukaryota; Viridiplantae; Streptophyta; Magnoliopsida; Fagales; Fagaceae. The record is from RefSeq and is a predicted model, not a curated record. The coding region runs from base 1 to 1698 and encodes 565 amino acids. The transcript is spliced from 7 exons.
AUGCAUCUGCUCUUGGAUCCAUUAUUCUUUUACCUUCCUGUGGCUGUGAUCAAUCAAAACAAGUUGUGCACUAGGGUUGACGGUAGAUUGUGGAAAACAACUAUCGUUUUGCGAACUUUCUUUGAUAUCAUUCACCUACUGCAUAUUAUAUUGCAAUUUCGCACUGGUUUUAUUGACGAGGAACUUCGGAAACUGGCAAAACCUGAGUUAAAUACAGAUGCUUGGAAAAUAGCUCGGAAAUAUUUGUGGCCUCGGUUCAUACUCGACAUUCUAACUAUUCUUCCCAUCCCACAGGUGGUAGUUCGAAUUAUUAUUUCAGAAAUGAGAAGUACAGAAUCUACACAUAAAGUAAAAUUCCUGAACGCUGUUGUUCUCUUCCAAUAUGUGCCAAGAGUUUAUCAAAUCUACCUAUCCUGGAGGAAACUAAUAACAAAUGACAAGAAAUUUGAUAGAAUCUUACGGGUCAAAGCUCCAUUGAAUUUCAUUCUAUACAUCCUUGCUGGACAUGUAUUGGGAGCGUUUUGGUAUUUUUUCUCUAUUCAACGACUAGCAGCUUGCUGGCAGCGGAAGGGAGGGUGUGAUCAAAAUCGUAUUGGAUGUUAUGGAACUUCUUUUUACUGUGAUCGCAGUUCUGGAGAUCUCUCUUUUAUAAAUGAUAUUUGCCGAAAAUAUGUCCUAAAUACAACGUCGGCCUUUGACUUUGGAAUAUUUCUUCCAGCCCUUCAGUCCGGUGUCUUAGAAUCGCCAGAUUUUCCACAAAAAUUAUUUUUCAGUUUCUGGUGGGGCAUGCGAAAUCUGAGUUCUCUUGGUCAAAACCUCCAAACAAGUAACUAUAUAUGGGAAAAUUGCUUUGCACUUUCUAUUUCCAUCUUUGGCUUGAUUCUAUUUCUAUAUUUCUUGGGAAAUUUGCAGAUGUACAUGCAGUGGACAACAUCAAAAUCCAAAAAAAAAGGGGAUAAGAUACGCAUGAAGAUGAGGUCAAGUCAACGACAAAAACAACAUAAGGGCAUGAUAUCAUGGAUUUCCCAAAAGAAAUUUGAUAGUACAGAAAAAAGCCUGAUUAUGGAAAACAUAAAUCAGAGAUAUGAAGAAGGCGAAGACGUUAAUGUGGAGAACCUGGUCCCCGAUCUUCCAAAGGAUCUUCAAACCAAAGUUAAGCGCCAUAUCUGCUUACAGAUACUAAAGAAUCUAAAAAUCAUGAAAGAUAAUGGCUUGGAUAAGCGUACGCAACUGUUGCAUAAGAUUUGCGACUCUCUCCAGUUAAAGUUCUACAAUGAGCAUUGCUACAUUGUCAAGGAGGGAGACCCUAUUGAUGCAUUAUUCUUGAUUACAAAUGGCAUUGUAUGGACUUAUUCAAGCAAUAAUGGUGAAGGAUCUGACUCUCGACAUGCUGAGCGUCUUGAAAAAGGUCAGCACUUUGGAGAAAAACUUCUUGAAUGGGUUUUGAAACCUACCUCCGACGACAUGCGCAACCUAUCCAUACUUCCUGUUUCUUCAAAAACCCUCAAAACCCACACAAAAGUGGAAGCCUUCGCUCUAAUGGCCCACGACUUCAAAAAAAUAAUGGAGUCCAAGUUCUCACUAUUAGGACCCGAGGAAUUGCAAUCCAAGGCUGCAAUUCGUGUACAACGAAGUUGGCGCCAGCAUCGUGCAAAGACGUAUGAUGAUGUUGUUCUAGACAGGGCAGCUUCUCUUUGAAGAGCAGAGAUGAUUUUGAUAAAGACAAUGGAAACGGUGUCGUGUUGAAUCCCAUUUGUCAGGUGCACCGUAUCACUUAAAAUCCUGAGUUUGCAAUCAAGAGAAAAACGCUGUGUUUCAUUUAUUCAGUUAUUUUAGCUUUUGAUUUCUGUUUUUCGCACGUGUAAUAGGUGGUUAAGUUGUUAAGCCUGUUGUAACAGAAUCUCCACCUUUUUAGCUUAGCUUUCUCUCUCCUCUGUGACUAUAUAAACAGAGCUGGACUCAAUGAUUUAAUUAGCUAGCCAUUUUAUGCAAUAGUAGAAAUCUUUCUAU